UCAGGCAUUCAGCCAUUUUAAAAGCAGUUUGGUGUUUAUCUGUAGUCAAUAGUUUAGGCAUUUAUUCAUUCAGUAAAUGUAGGAUCAGUGAAAUUUUGAACUCGACAGAACUUACGAUAAAUAGAAGCUUACAAAAGGAUAUAAAGUUCUUAGAUUUUAAACAUAAUUAAUACUUUGAAAUAAAUGGCUACCUUAGAGGAUAAAUCUAUCUGGGAAGAUGUGGAGGAGGCUCUGGGUGAGGAUGUUUUAAGAAUGUCUACUGAUGAAAUUGUGUCUCGUACACGUUUAUUAGACAAUGAAAUUAAAAUAAUGAAAAGUGAAGUAAUGAGAAUCUCUCAUGAACUUCAAGCACAAAAUGAUAAGAUCAAGGAAAAUACAGAAAAGAUUAAAGUAAAUAAAACUUUACCUUAUUUAGUAUCCAAUGUUAUAGAGCUGUUAGAUGUUGAUCCCCAAGAUAUGGGAGAAGAAGAUGGUGCAGUUGUUGAUUUAGAUGCGCAAAGAAAAGGAAAGUGUGCAGUUAUUAAAACCUCUACUCGACAGACAUACUUCCUACCUGUAAUUGGAUUAGUUGAUGCAGAAGCAUUAAAGCCAGGUGAUUUGGUAGGUGUCAAUAAGGACAGUUAUCUUGUUCUUGAAACAUUACCUGCUGAAUAUGAUGCAAGAGUGAAGGCUAUGGAGGUAGAUGAAAGACCUACAGAACAGUAUUCAGAUAUUGGUGGAUUGGACAAACAAAUCCAGGAAUUAAUAGAGGCUGUUGUUUUACCUAUGACCCACAAAGAGAAGUUUGAGAAUCUUGGUAUUCAACCCCCUAAAGGUGUCCUCUUGUAUGGACCACCAGGAACUGGCAAAACAUUAUUGGCUAGAGCUUGUGCUGCUCAAACGAAAUCCACAUUUUUAAAACUAGCAGGUCCACAACUUGUUCAAAUGUUUAUUGGAGAUGGUGCAAAAUUAGUCAGAGAUGCGUUUUCACUUGCUAAAGAGAAAGCACCUGCAAUUAUUUUCAUCGAUGAAUUAGAUGCAAUUGGUACAAAAAGAUUUGAUUCUGAGAAAGCUGGUGACAGGGAAGUACAACGUACUAUGUUAGAAUUGUUGAAUCAAUUAGAUGGGUUUAGUUCUACUGCUGAUAUCAAAGUAAUAGCAGCUACAAACAGAGUAGACAUAUUAGAUCCGGCCUUGCUUAGGUCAGGUCGUUUGGAUAGGAAAAUUGAAUUCCCUCAUCCAAAUGAGGAAGCCAGAGCGCGUAUUAUGCAAAUUCAUUCGCGAAAAAUGAAUAUGUCACCGGAUGUUAAUUUUGAAGAACUGUCGAGAUCUACUGACGAUUUCAAUGGCGCUCAAUGUAAAGCCGUUUGUGUGGAAGCGGGUAUGAUAGCGUUAAGGCGUAACGCAACUGCAGUUACGCAUGAAGAUUUAAUGGAAGCUAUAAACGAAGUUCAAGCGAAGAAGAAAGCAAAUCUUAAUUACUAUGCCUAAGGUUCUUUAUUCAAUGAUUUAUUUAUUAAGAUAUAUAUUCUAUACUAAAUACAAGUAGAGACUGUAAUGAUAACAAACAAAAUUGAGUUUUAAUAAAAAGCUAAUAUUGUUUAUAAAAUA
This is a messenger RNA of Osmia bicornis bicornis, 1590 nucleotides long. RefSeq names its product 26S proteasome regulatory subunit 6A-B (gene Rpt5). Gene Ontology annotation, molecular function: proteasome-activating activity; ATP binding; ATP hydrolysis activity. NCBI's taxonomy places the organism in Eukaryota, Metazoa, Arthropoda, Insecta, Hymenoptera, Megachilidae. The record is from RefSeq and is a predicted model, not a curated record. Gene Ontology annotation, biological process: proteasome-mediated ubiquitin-dependent protein catabolic process. Bases 184 to 1470 code for a protein of 428 amino acids. The transcript is spliced from 3 exons. Gene Ontology annotation, cellular component: proteasome regulatory particle, base subcomplex.